GUAGAAGAAGAGCAGCAUGCCCUCGUGUUGAGGAACCAAAACAUGACAAAAGUUUUAUUCUUAAACAUUUGGCAUAGUGCAGAAAAGGGACAAGCAUUGCAAAGUACAUGCUGAAAGCUGAAUAAGGAGUCUAGUUAAAGCGAAGAGGAAGAUGGGCAAAAACAGGAAAAUUAAGACUUUAGAGCAGGAAAAUGGUGGGAAACUGGAAACUGCUCCUGCCUCAGUUCUUGCCUGUGAAUAUCUUCAACAAAAAGAUCACCUGCGAACAAAUAAAGAUAAACAAAGUACUAUAGCAGACAUUUCAUCAAGUUUGGAGUGUUCCCCAAAAAAAACAAAAAAGAAGCAAAAGAGAAAACAUUUGUCUGAACAAGAAGUGGAGAACGAUUGUCCCAUAGAACAGAGUACUGAAGGUCAAGAACUAGGGGAACAACCCACCCCAAAAAAGACGAAAAAAGAUAAGACCAAGGAAGUGAACAAAGCCAAUGAUUCAAAAACCCCAAGCAGUAAGGAAAAGAGUGACAAUCUGCCAACUAGGAGAAAGAAAAAGAACCUGGACAUGUUAAAGGAGAAUACUGCAGAAAAGAGAAAGGAGACGGAGGAAGGAGGUUUAACAGUAGAAGCAGAAACACAAAGCACUGAAGAACGGAAAACAACGAAGAGAAAAGACAAACAAUCAAAAGAUAAAGGCCGUAACAGUUUGGGAAAACGAAGCAAGAACGCAGAGUCGGUGUUUUCGACACAUGAGACACAGACAGACAUAAAAGAAGAGGAUGGUGAAAUAAAAGAGUCCUUACCGAUAGAUGAAAGUCUUUUAAAUCAGUUGAAAGAAUUUAUUCCUGACAUUAAGUCAAAGGAGUCGGUGAACGUGAGUAAGAUGAUUAAAUACGACUUGCCAAGAUUUAAGGAAUUCAAACUAAAAGGCAUCUCUCUGAAUCAGGGACGAUUUACUGCAGAAGAAAACGCGAGGCUAAGACAGAAUGUGCGAGACUUCAUGGCUCUCACUGCGAUUGACAGCGCCAGCAAACUGUUUUUCACACACCGCUUUAAGCACGAGCAAAAGGACUUAAAGAAACUUAAAGGGACAUACAGAUUCUUUGAAAGGAUAGCGGAAGGAAUUCCCAGGUCCUGCUAUUACAUUUAUGCUCGUGGAAGAAGAAUGUUCGAUGAGCAAAACCACCAGGGAGAGUUUACGAAAGAAGAACUUUGCACAUUGAACAAGUUGCACACUUUACAUGGUAAUAACUGGAAGAAGAUUUCAGAGUUGACCGGUCGUAGUGCCUUGUCACUUGAGAAACGCUACCACCAGCAAGGUGAUAAGGAAGGCCCCUGGUCUCAGAAGGAGGUACAGAGACUGUUGAGAGCUGUACGAGAUCACAUAAUGUGCCAGAUCCCAGGUGGAGCCAACAGUUACGGGUCUAUAAGGGUGAUGAAGGAAACUUUGUAUAAAAGGCUCCCCUGGCAGAAGAUUGCUAGGAAGGUGAAAACCCGCUCGUGGUCUCAGUGCAGGGAGAAAUGGAUGGGAAUUUUGGCAGUAAAAAUGUCUUUUGGAGCGGUGUUCACAGAGAAGAAAUCUCUUGAUGUCCAAGUCAAACUCAUAAAAGGGAUGUAUGAAUUGGACAUAGAUGAUGCUGCCCAUGUCGACUGGGAGGACCUCACAGCACUGAUUGGGGAUGUUCCUCCCGCAUACGUCCAAAAGAAAUGGCACAAACUUAAAGUGUGUCAUGUGCCUGUAUGGCAGUCGAAGUGUUUUGCAGAUAUUGUUGACUUUCUAUAUGAGAAAGUUUUACCGCACCUCGAGGAGAAGCUGAUGUCUCUUAAGGAUUUGGAUGAGACCCAGCAUAACGAAAAUGAGGAGAGCUACAGUCUCUCCGACAUCUUUACGGACAUUAACGAGGAUGAAAAUGUGGACGAUGACGCAGAGGACAAAUGAAAGCCAGUAGAGGAGUUUCAGAAAAAAAAACUAAAAGCAUUGUUUUGUUAUAAAUUUAGGAGCUCUGUGUUUUAACAUUGAGCACAGGAUUCUACAAAUGACUAUUUUUGUGAGAAAAUGACGUAUUGUUCACAUUUGAAUGCAUCUUGUUAUUCCAGGUGAAACUGGUCUUUUAUGAUUUUCUAUUUUGGUAAAGAUUAUUUUAAAUAAGAAAUUUGUGUGGACCAAACCUAAUCAUUUUAAUGUUGUACCGCACUUUGUCCCAAGAGAUUUUUGAAAGGAAGCAGUCUGAACAAUCAUUUGGAAUGGUACUGACUAAUUCUUAAUAUUUUUACUGCUGAUUACAGACAUGGUGUGAACUAGUGCAUUAUUUCUUUGACCAAUAGUAGAAUGCGUCAAGUUAUUAACUUUUAAUAUUCAUGUUUUUGAUUGAUUGUAAAUUUAGGCUAAAGAAUACAGUGGGUUCAAACCCCCUCAUAAAACACAAUAAUGCAGCAAAUUAGGCAAGGUGCUGUAUGUUUUCAAACAAUUUGCUAUUUCAUGUGGAAUUUUUUAAAACUUUUUAUUCUGAACACUUAACUCAACCUACCACAGUAAACAUUUGUACGUUCAGUGCUUCAAAGCAGCCAUAGCCCUUUGCAAUGGGUUCAAGCUCCAGUAAUCAUAAUCCCAUCCCAGGAACCACCCUGUGAAGGUGGGCGGCUCGAAGCCCUGCGUUAUCUUUACGACAGGAGUCCUCUUGUCUCUGAUGGCAGGAUGGCUUUCGAUGUAUCGCA
This is a messenger RNA of Clarias gariepinus (North African catfish), 2706 nucleotides long. RefSeq names its product transcription termination factor 1-like. The record is from RefSeq and is a predicted model, not a curated record. The transcript has 10 exons. The coding region runs from base 152 to 1930 and encodes 592 amino acids. NCBI's taxonomy places the organism in Eukaryota, Metazoa, Chordata, Actinopteri, Siluriformes, Clariidae.